This is a messenger RNA of Parnassius mnemosyne (clouded apollo), 4398 nucleotides long. The record is from the annotation of a GenBank genome assembly. Lineage: Eukaryota; Metazoa; Arthropoda; Insecta; Lepidoptera; Papilionidae.
AUGCCAAAGAUGAGAGCGACGUCAGCGUGUUUGGCGCUACUGGCAUUAAAUUAUGCUUUCCUGGUAGCCGGAGAUGAGUCAAAAGGAGAAUCAGUAGAAAGCGCAAGCGUCUCGGCCAGUUCACAAGAAGAUGAGGAACCUAAGGAAACAUGGAUGCGAGCGCCAGCAGGAGGAAUUGCCGUGAGGAGUGGAGAAGAUGCAAUUUUAACAUGCGUCGUGUUGGGGGCGAGGGGGAAACCGGUGCUGUGGAAGAGAGCCAGAGACCGCAAGGUGUUGACAGCUGGUGGAGUGAGGGUGACAAGAGACGAGAGAGUGCAGGUGUUACAUGAUGAUUCCGAUGAGCCGCCCACAGCUCCCGGGAUACGGAAUGGUGGUGACGUGUGGGCCCUGGUGAUACGGUCGGUGAAACCAUCUGACGCUGGCCUUUACAUGUGUGAACUGAACACCGAGCCUCCCGUGAGGAGUUUUCAUCGUCUUACUGUAAUUUCCCGUGGUCUCACGCCGCCUGAGAGCCAGAACUCAACAGAUGCUUACUCGGCGAACGUGCCAACACUGUCACCGCUGGCACUGGCUCACAACUACACCGACUGCUGCUUGAACGCCAAUGUGAGCUCUGCCUGCUUAGGGUUUUGCAGCAUACAAACAAUCCUAGAAGGAACGGGACAGGAUCCGGAAAUAUGUCAGCCUGAUUUUCCCGCUAUAGUAAAAUGUAUGGCCGACGGGCGCAACCACGUGCCUUGUUGUGUUCAAGAGCACGUACCGGACAUUUGUCAAGAUGUCUGCCGGGGAGAGUUCACCCCGGUCACCGACAAUAUUAAGACACAUUACUCCUGUGCCACUUACAUGGAAAAAACACUUGCGUGUAUCGUCGAAGGUAUAGAACUUCUCCCAAGUCCACCAGAAGACGUUGAAGUGGAACCACUUAAUGAGAAACAGUUGAACGUGUCGUGGAGUCCGCCUGUCGAAAACGCGGAGACGGUCACAGAGUACGUGGUGAACGUGACCACACUCAGGUCAUUUGAUGCCCACCUCAUCGACCCCUCUGAGAGUUCGAUCAAGAACAACGAAACUAAAAUGACUCAAUCGGUGACUCACAAAGUGCAAGCGAACAAAACGUUCCUGAUACUCAACGAUUUGCUCCCAUUCACUAUGUAUGAGAUUACAGUAACUUCGUACAAUAUUCAUGGAUCGAGUCUUCCGAUUUACAUUGUCAGGUCGUUAACCCUGACUCCUGGUAAAAUGAAGACCACGCAAGUAGCGCCCGCUCCCAAGCUGCCAGAUGUAAGGCAAUGCUGCUUAUCAGGCGGUGUCAAGCACUACAGCUGCGUGGACAAUCUGUGCGAUCCGACCAAUAUAUUUGAAAUCAAUGUGGUAGACCUGAUGGUGUGCGCGCCGUGGGCCGGCGUGACGUUCGGCUGCCUCGCCAACGGGCUGGACCACUCGCCGUGCUGCCGCGCGCGCGGCCUGCCCGAGCCCUGCCUGCCGCUCUGCAGCGGGAACAUCACCUUCCUCGACUUCAACCACUUCAAGUGUCUUCGGUACAUGACAUCGUACACCAACUGCUUGCUCCAAGGAUACGGCGUCCUCCCGGGCCCCCCUUCAAGAUUGCACCUCACCAACAUCGACACGGACUUUGCUGUGGUGCACUGGGCGUCACCAGUGACUCUGGCCGAUACAGUCCAGUAUUACAACUUGUAUUACAGAGCACUAAGCGUCGAGGAUGAUUACAGUGUCAUAAAGAAGGUACACUCACCAUUCAUUCUGGAGAAUUUGGAGUCGAACACAGAUUAUGAAAUCUUCGUGGAAGCUGCCAAUGAACACGGUGUUGGAGAAUCCUCGCCAAGACUCAUAUUCAGGACUCAAAGCCAGGUGAUAGAAGAUGAAGUAAUAGACUCCAAUGCUUACAACGUGACAGCUUGCUGUGAACGGGUGCAAUUGGCCGGAGUUUGCAUGCCGUUAUGUUCUUAUGACGCCAAGAUGUCCGACUUGCGGACUCUGGCACCGCUGUGCGCGCAAGAGUUCCACAAGUUGUUGCGCUGCGGUGCUGGAGGGCGCAACCACGAGGCGUGCUGCGCGCGGCGCGGCGUGCCGUCGGCUUGCCGCGGCGUGUGCGCGGCGGCGCACGCCGGCGGCGUCAACACCUGCGUGCCCUACAUCGGCAACAUCGUACAAUGCUUCGAGGAAGGUACCGGAAUUCUUCCUGGACCCCCUCGAGAGCUACACGCGGUGGUUUCAAAUGACGGAAAACUAUUCUUAGACUGGGUUCCACCACAAGAUGGUGCUAACGCCACCUCGUACACCGUUCACUGGCAGCUAGUUGGCAAUAACUCGCAGCCCUACUACUACAACACUCUGCAACUUGACAAUAAAUUGAACGUAACAGACACGAUGGCGCGCAUCGUUGACCUUGAACUCAACAGCAUCUACCACGUGUUCGUUGUCGCCGUCAAUGAGCAUGGGACAUCCUUACCUUCCAGUAUGCUUCUACUAAAUAUUACGGAUAAAGACUCCAAUAAAGAAGUUUCGGGAAUUCCAUCGCCGCCACAUUCGUUGUCCGUAUCAUCUCACUCAGCAACGUGGCUAACUUUGACCUGGCAGCCGCCUCAGUUCUCACUUCCAGACGAGAAGAUAUCGUACACGUUAUUCUACAAAUCUCCGGCCCAAAUAGGCCAAGGCAACGUCACAAUGAUAAACACAACAGUACCUGGCCACACCCUGGAGAAACUAACUCCCAACAGCCAGUACGUUGUGUGGGUCAUAGCGCAUGCUGCUGCCGGAGACUCUCUGCCAUCGGAGACACUGCUCGCUUGGACUGACCCAGCUUACCCUGCUUAUGUUGAGCCACCAGCAGUGAAUCCAGUCAACUUAGUGGUGGAAGGAUCCAGUAUGACGAUACUGUGCAUCGCAAUGGGCACUCCCACACCGACCAUUUCAUUAUACAUAUCUGGCCAUCUAGUCAGGCAGGAAGUGACGAGGCACAUGGUGACCGUGAUCCAUAACGUGACGCGCGACAUGGACCAGAUCUCUUGCUACGCUGACAACGGCUACGGAACACCCAUGCAGGCGUCGAGAAAGAUCAACAUAUCACAUGUGCCAACUAUCCAGGCGUCUGGGAUAACGAUGGCGGCAGUUGGAGAUUCAGUGAUAUUAGAAUGUCGCGUGGAAGCACUGCCCAAACCCACGAUCGCCUUCUGGAGAGAUCCCAACGGUAGGACUCCGGUUAUAGACGGACCAAACUACACAAUACAAUUGCUGGCAGAUCCAGAGGAUCACACCAAGUACACCAUGCGGUUAACAAUCAAGAAGAUAACGGAAGCGGACGAGGCCGACUACUUCUGUCACGCGGAAAACGCAUUCGGAAAGACUUUAAGGCCGGUCUCCGUCCGACUGAGACCGACCACACCUCACCACAACGUCACAGAAUGUUGCAGACAGAUGAACGUAUCAUCAGCAUGCAUCGACGCCUGCAGCUUCCAUUUGGAUAUGGACAAUAUUAUGGACCGUCCCGAGUGCAUGGACGACUUUGACAAACUAAUGAAGUGUGCAGCCGACGGAUCUGACCACCGCGCGUGCUGCGCGUCGUGGGGCGUGCCGCGCGGCUGCCUGGAGCUGUGCCGCGGCGGCGGCGCGUCGCGCACGUGCGCGCUGCAGCACGCGCGGCGCGCGCUCGCCUGCUUCCGCGAGGCGGGCGCGCGCCUGCCCGGCCCGCCGCGCAAGCUCCGCGCGCACGCCGCGCCCACGCCGCACGCUGUGCUGCUCAGUUGGGAGCCACCAAUAAAAAAUCCACAAACGGUGUACCUGUACCGGGUAUUCUGGCGGGCGUACGGUGCGAAGGUGCCCGAGAAACUCGACACGAGUGAGACCAGCGUAGUCCUCACCGGACUAGCUGAUGACGUGCGCUACGAGUGCGUGGUGAAAGCCGCGAACGAUGUUGGCACGUCGACGCUGAGCGCGCCGAUCAUAUUCACGACGGCGGGGCAGGAGGGUGGCGAGGGCGCGGGGGUGGCGGGCGCGGCGGGCGCGGGCGCAGGGGAGGGAGGCGCUGGCGCGUCCGCCGUGGGUGCUGCGGUCGCCUGCCUGCUCGUCGCCGCACUGCUCCUCGCCGCCGCCUUCUAUUACAGGCAUCGGAAGAAUUUAAGACUCAAAUCACAAGGAGGAGUUGCAUUUGAAAACCCCAGUUACCUCAGAGAAACAAAUCCUGAUACCAUAAGCAAUGGUACGCUGCCAAACGGCAACGCAAACGGGCCUAACGGCACUGCGAACAGCGUCUCAAACAGUGCAGCAUGGCGCCAAGAGACGCUGCAAAACGCGAGCACAGCGCGCGAGGUGGAGCCCACCUUGUAUGAGGAGUUGAAGUUGGGGCAGGACGGCGCGGGCUUCAAGCGACUGAAGCCAUAG